Macrosiphum euphorbiae (potato aphid) is the source of this 228-nucleotide messenger RNA. Lineage: Eukaryota; Metazoa; Arthropoda; Insecta; Hemiptera; Aphididae. The record is from the annotation of a GenBank genome assembly.
AUGUGUGGUAGGAGACGCAUAACUGAGUUUAGUGAGACUGCACCAUGUCGAGAAGCAAGAGCCGUAGUCGCUCUAAGAGCAGAAGUCGCAGCCGUUCGCGCAGCCGUAGGACAUCACGCAGCUAUUCUAGAAGCCGUUCGGGAUCAAGUCGCAGCCGCAGUCGCAGCAGGAGCAAGACGCCGGUCGAUAAACACAGGCUCCAUGUCAGAGACAUCGGAAGCAGCAUAA